Messenger RNA from Histoplasma mississippiense, 201 nucleotides. RefSeq lists its product with no specific name. The transcript has 3 exons. NCBI's taxonomy places the organism in Eukaryota, Fungi, Ascomycota, Eurotiomycetes, Onygenales, Ajellomycetaceae. The coding region runs from base 1 to 201 and encodes 66 amino acids. The record is from RefSeq and is a predicted model, not a curated record.
AUGGGUAUUUUUAUACACAAAGACCAAAAGGAAGACCAAAACCUAUCAUUAGAGUACUUUGUAAACCCAAAUGAAAUUAAAAACAAUGAUAUCAUCAGCUGCCAAAUAAAGAACUAUCUCGAACAAAAGUUAAAAAAUAACCCAGGCCCGGAAAAGAAGAAGGGAACUAGGCUGCAUCAAAAGAACCAGGGCAAAAAAUGA